Molecule: messenger RNA, 2403 nt
Organism: Selaginella moellendorffii
Lineage: Eukaryota; Viridiplantae; Streptophyta; Lycopodiopsida; Selaginellales; Selaginellaceae
Exons: 8
Coding region: 91-1620 (509 amino acids)
Source: RefSeq, a predicted model, not a curated record
GUUGGAUUGCCGCUCCUCCGCUGCGGCGGCGUGGAUUUCGAUCGCUGGCCGAGUCCGCGGCAUCGAAAUGCAGCUGCAUUUUCGGUAAGAAUGCCGGCGCGGAGGAUCUGCGCCGCGGCUCCCAAGCACAGGAAUUUUGCUAGGAAAAGCGACAAUGCCUGGAACCAAGCGCUCCAGAACGAGGCUAAGAAGAGGAAUGGAAGCUCUCCUCGUCCUAAACAGAAGACAGAAUGGAAGAAGAAGAAACCUGUGUCCAAGGAUGUGUCGGGAAUGUUUAUAAUCGAUCGAGAGGAAGUUCUUCAAGAAGAAGAAAUAGUCCCAACACCGGCUUGGAAUACGUUUGCUAGCAACAGCCAUGGUGUUUGGAGAGGAGUCGGAGCAGUUUUUUCUCCAGACACAGCAGCGGUGGAGCCAGUGGGUCUGGGUGGUAGAAACGAGUAUCUCUACGACUGCCGGAUCGUCAGUUUCGUGGAGUCUGUUCCCGAGAAGAGAAGCAUCGACAGGGAAGUGCUGUGGAAUUUGCAGAAUCCUUACGCUAGCAAAACACAGGAGAGGGUCCAAUCACAAGACGAAUUGAUUGAGCAAGAUUUGGCGAUAGAGGAGGCAGGAUUAGAUUUGGAGACUGAUAGUGGUGGCGAAGAAGGUUCUGUAGAAGAUGGAGCCUCGGACGAAGACGAUGUGGAGAGAGAGGCCGAUGGGACUAGUGGUGAAGAAGAGUUGACGGACGGUGAUGGAGAAUUUGAUGAUAACGAACAGGAACUUGAUGAUGACUUUGAUGACGAUGAGGAUGACUUUGAUGAAGAUGACGAAGAAGAACUAGAUUCGGACGAUGUUGCAGGGGCCGAAGAUCCUGAAGGAAGCUCUUCUGAAACUGAAGGUAGUACGUCUCAGGAAGGAAGUGUCGAACCGUUUACUUUAUGUGAACUCAAGGCCAAGCAUUCAUACGAAGGCAUGAAGGAUGUGAUGGAGAAGGAAACAAUCGGCAUGGAGCCGGGUCUUGUGUUCUUUGAGGACGGAGCUUUUUCUCGAGGACCAACACGCCUGCUCAGAGCGAAAGAUGACACAACCAUUGCAAGAGGCUACUUUUACUCACCAACGCACAAAAUAGAGCAGUGUCUAGUUCGAGCUGGGCAUAAGCGGGUGCGGAUAUGUCACACGAUCUCAGUGAAUGACGAAACAGACGAAGUGGAAGUCUUGCGCGUCGCUGCGUACGAGGAAGAAUGGCUAGGACCUGUAAAUGAGCAAAGCUUCAGGUCAUCGAGCAACCCCGAGCUCAAGUUGCUAUCACAGCGCUCACGCCUCCAAUCAAAAGACUUGGUCGGAACUUGGAAGGUGUUUGAGAUAAAUUCUUCAGUCGCUCAACAGCAGGAUAGCGGAGUAUUCACUUGCACAGAGUUCAAGAGGCGCAGGAGGAUACCAGCGGCCAGCAGCGAGCAAGAACCGGCCGUGCUGUGGCUGCCAGGCGACAUCUACACAUACGUCCAUUUGACCACAGCAGGCGUCCUGAGAAUCGGUGCUGGCUGGAGAUUGGAAGAGAAAACGAAUCUGGUGAUUGAGAGAGACUACGAUCCAGACGGCGAGCUACUCGGAGCCCGGGCUCAGACCGAAAUACUGCUCUAAGUCAACGAUAGGGGGACACGGUUCUACUGUCCAUGUCAACAACAUAAGACUAAACAACAAUAGGAGAAUUUUCGAAAGGACGCACUGCCCAGCUGUUAAAGUGAGUUUCUUUAACCUGGGAAAGGAGGACAGCCCUAAAGUAGUGCUGCUGCCGGCUACUUCCAUCAGGAGUUGGGCGUUCUGGGCAAGAUAGUAUUUGACAUCGGACAUAGCUGGAUCGGAGUAGUUUGGAGACAGUUUUCGGGUCCAUGCUCUUCCCGGGUCCAUGAUUCUGAUCUCCGACAGGUUGGGUAAAAUGGGCGUCGGCCAGAAGACUGUGCUGGCUGUGAAAAGCGUUUCUGCGGGAUCAGAGGCCUGGAGCGAGGAUAAGUUUCUUCCGGGAGACGUGAUCGAGCAGCUCAGAACCGGAAGCCAGGUGGUUGCUGCUGUAAAAUCUCCUUUUUCGGGAGGGAAGACUGGCUUUGGUCGAGAGCUCCGGAAACUUGCUUCUGCAAAAGAAAGGAUCUAUGUGAGAAUUUCUCGGCAAGGGAGGAGGCUAGAAAUCACUGCGUCUGUGGUUGCUGAGGAGUCUGUGCUUCGAAAGCAUUAUGCACUGGCAGAUUAUGAAGAUAAGAGCUACACGGCCACCUUUAUGGAUGCUACUGAAGAGGAAUGCGCUCUUAUUCAGGACCAGACGCAGAAGGUUUUAGAAGGCAGAGGCAAGUCCAGAACUUCCAACACACAGAUGAGAGGCUGCGUUAUUUCGUACGCGUGGCAACAAAAGAUGCAGCAUUUUCUUCCUCC